ACCAAUGUAAAUGAAACGUUGAGGAGAUGCCUCGGAGUUCCUCCAAACACUCCAACACUCAUGAGAUACGCGCUGGCUUGUGAACUUCCACCUCUUCCCAGAGCUGUAUGGCUUACGGCCAAGGAACUUGUCAAACAGUGGUUGAUCAAUCCUGAACUUAGAAUACAGAUCCAGAACAGACCUCCCAUAAAUUCCAGCUACAGCAUAACGUACGAAAAAUUUAAAGCAAUUAUCAACACCAUAGAUACAAAUGUAGCUUUCAAAAGACACCAUAACCUCACCUGCUACGAAUCUGAAUUGGCCCAGUCCAAAAAGAACGUUACCCCUACACAACUCAGAGCUAUCUACAACCAAAAAAUUAACACGCUAAAAGAGGAAGGUUUCAAAGUGUAUGCCACUGAUGCAUCGGUGUCAGAUAACAAAAUUGGCUGUGCAGUCUAUGUGGUAACGGCUAACGUCUCAUACCUGUUCAAUAUAGAUGGAAACUUCACAUCAACUUACGCAAUCUUUACAGACAGUCAGAGUGCAAUUAAGGCCCUAAAAAGCCGCACCACACACAAUUUCCUAGUAGCUGAAAUCCAUAACAAACUUUAUCACUCCCAAAUAGAAAACAUUGCAAUAGUCUGGACACCUAGCCAUGUGGGUAUAACCAUAAAUGAAAAAGCGGAUAUAGCAGCAAAAACAGCAGUUGACCAUGGUAAAUCUUUACCCCCAAAACUCACACCUUGUGAAGCACUGAGAAGGAUUAGCAAAAUGUUGUGGACUGAAGCCAAACAAGAAUUUACCAACAAACUUCCAAACUGGGACCCGGACAUAGUAGAAUUUUGCACGCCCAAAGAAAAACAGCCAUGGUUUAAAAACAAAAAUGUAGACUUAGAAGCAUACGACAUAAAACUUUUUAACAGAAUAGCUACUGGACACACGUACGGUAGCACUUAUUUAACCAAAUUUCAGCAUUACAGAUCAGACAAUUGCAGCGCAUGCAACAUAAAAGAAACUCCUGAACACCUCAUAUUUGAUUGUAUCAAAUAUAACAACUUACGUAAUGAUAAUUCUCUUUUCCGAAACUACCAAAAUUUCAAACAGAUUCUUCUUUCAAAACUGCCUGCCACAUACAAACAACUGGCCGACUUUCUACAUAGAAGUGGGCUGGAUAAAGCACUAUAAACAA
Molecule: messenger RNA, 1171 nt
Organism: Rhagoletis pomonella (apple maggot)
Lineage: Eukaryota; Metazoa; Arthropoda; Insecta; Diptera; Tephritidae
Exons: 2
Coding region: 61-1167 (368 amino acids)
Molecular function (GO): nucleic acid binding
Source: RefSeq, a predicted model, not a curated record